Oncorhynchus mykiss (rainbow trout) is the source of this 4183-nucleotide messenger RNA. RefSeq names its product BRCA1-associated protein. Lineage: Eukaryota; Metazoa; Chordata; Actinopteri; Salmoniformes; Salmonidae. Gene Ontology annotation, cellular component: cytoplasm. Gene Ontology annotation, biological process: Ras protein signal transduction; protein ubiquitination. The record is from RefSeq and is a predicted model, not a curated record. Gene Ontology annotation, molecular function: ubiquitin protein ligase activity; nucleic acid binding; zinc ion binding.
UGAUAGGGCGGAGAGACAUGUAUUUUGUUUAUGUAGUCCUUAUUUAACUAGGCAAAUCAGUUAAUAAGAACUAAUUAUUAUUUACAAUGACGGCCUACCCCGGUAAAACCCGGACGACGCUUGGCCAAUUGUGCGCCGCCCUUUGUCUCUUGUCAGUUUAUCCAUAAUCACAGCCACAAAGUAAUACUUGAUCUUCUUAAGAUCCGAUUUGAAACCAAACCACACUGAUAACCGUAUGCCUAACUUUAAAUUAUUUGUUGUUUUCAUUCAUUGUAACGAAAUAGGCCAAUUUUGACUUUGUGGCUGUGGUAACAAGUCGAUACCACGAAUCGGUGUAUGUGAACGUGAGUAGAUUAACUUGAAAACAACGGUCGGACAUCUUGGACGCAAUUCCAGUGAUGCUUUAGUUAUUAUUAUUAUAGCUAGGCAAACAGUUUUUAUCAUGACGUCAAUUUAAUAACCCGGAAGAAGUUCCUCACGGGGUCAGAUCCAUUUUCGAAGCUAAAUGGUGAAUUCUUGAAACACAUAUUUUGAUAAUUCAGUGGUAUGUGAAUGAUCGCUAAAAAGUCGUCAUGUUGGUGUUUCGUUAAACGUCAUAAUUUAUCCCUCUCUUUAACCAGACAUUUGGCUUGUUAACUUAGAUACUCACGUAAGUAGCUGCUGGCUAGGUUAGCUGCAACUUGCUAGCUGUCAGACAGUCUUUGUUUUGGUUUGGUUUGGUUUUUCGUAGAGAAGAAUCGUCAUUCUUUCAUAACACAUGAGUGUAUCACUGGUCGUUAUCCGUCUGGAGCUCGCAGACCAGUCUCUCUCUCCACGGAAUUUCCAAUACACCGCCGCUGAGGAUAUGUCAGAGGAGGAUUUGCAGGAGAAAGCUCUGGGCUCAGCCAGGCUUUCUCUGAGUGGGAAGACAGAACUGGAGAGAGCAGCAGUCCUACACCAGCACAUCGGCAGCAGAGCCAUGGGAGACAUGGUCAUCGAGACCAUCGCACCCAACCCUGAUAAAGGAAAGGUUGAGCAGACUGGGGCAGAGGGAGAGGAGGGUGGAGGAGCCCGCCCUCUAGAGAAUCAACCAGACGAGAGGGACCCUAAUGAGGGCACUACAGAGGACAGUGCCGAUGGCACAGAGACGGCUCCAGACUCGCCCUCCAAGCAUCUUCCAGACCAGAUCUCCUUCUUCAGUGGAAACCCCUCAGUGGAGAUAGUCCACGGCAUCAUGCACCUCUACAAGACCAACAAGAUGACGUCCCUGACGGAGGACGUGCGUCGCAGUGCCAUGCUGUGUAUCCUGACCGUCCCCUCCACCAUGACCAGCCACGACCUCAUGAAGUUUGUGGCACCAUUUUAUGACGUCAUGGAGCACAUGAAGAUCAUACGAGACCCCACCCCUAACCAGUACAUGGUGCUGAUUAAGUUCAGUAGCCAGGCUGACGCAGAUAGUUUCUACACAGCGUGUAAUGGCCGUACGUUCAACUCCAUAGAGGACGCAGUCUGCCAGCUGGUCUAUGUGGAGAGAGCUGAGGUCAUCAAGUCUGAGCAGGGCGCCAGUCUUCCAGUGAUGGAGCUGACAGAGCUUCCUAAGUGUACCGUGUGUCUGGAGAGGAUGGACGAGUCAGUGAACGGGGUUCUCACCACACUCUGUAACCACAGCUUCCACAGCCUGUGUCUGCAACGCUGGGAGGACGCCUCGUGUCCUGUGUGUCGGUACUGCCAGACCCCAGAGCCUGUAGAGGAGAACAAGUGCUUUGAAUGUGGCGUACAGGAAAACCUGUGGAUCUGCCUGAUCUGUGGUCAUAUUGGCUGUGGUCGCUACGUCAGUCGUCAUGCCUACAAACACUUUGAAGAGACGCAACACACGUACGCCAUGCAGCUCACUAACCACCGUGUCUGGGACUAUGCUGGAGAUAACUACGUUCACAGGCUGGUGGCCAGUAAGACUGAUGGGAAGAUGGUUCAGUACGGGUGUGAAGGAGAAACCUGCCAUGAGGAGAAGAUAGAUGCUCUGCAAUUAGAGUAUUCUUACCUGCUAACGAGUCAACUGGAGUCCCAGCGCAUUUACUGGGAGAAUAAGAUAGUUCACCUGGAGAAGGACACAGCGGAGGAGAUCAACAACAUGAAGGCCAAGUUUAAGGAGACCAUAGAUCGCUGUGAUAACCUGGAGCGUCGGCUGGGAGAGCUGGCCAAGGACAAGCAGAGCAUGGACAAGAAGUGUGGUCAGCUGUCGACCCGUGUGACAAAGCUUGGUCAUGAGCUGAAGGAGGAACAGGAAAUGAACCGCUGUCUGAGAGCCAAUCAGGUUCAACUACAGGCCCAGCUGGCCGAGGAGGAACGCAAGGCGAGAGAGACGGGCGAGCGUAAGGACGGGGUGAUAGCCGAGCUCCAGGAGCAGCUGAGAGAUGUAAUGUUUUACCUGGAGACUCAGCAGCAGAUAGAAGGUCUUCCUCCAGAGACCAGGACUGAGAUUCAGGAAGGAAGCAUCAACAUCGGCGCAGCAGCCACUCCCGCCCCAGGACCCUCCGCCAUAGGCAGAGGCCGCAGGGGGCGGUCCAAAAGGGGGAAGUAGAGAGGACACAACUAAGAAGUGGAGAGAGGAAGGGAUGCCGGAAGUGACCCACAAAAAUGACAUUAUUGAAGUGUGUGAGAGUGCGUGCGUUUUUGUGCCUUUGUGUGUGCCUGUGUUUGUGCUUUGCAAAAGGACCCUGGCUCCUUAGACACUAUUUGUAGAUGAAGAGGUCAGACGUUAGGUGUAUAUCUCUGCUUUAAGGCGCCCACUUUGCUGAAUUAAAAAAAUGAUUGAUUUGAAAGAGGUGUGCUCUUCUUCCUCGUUACAUAAUUUUUUGGGGUUGACCUGCUUGUUUACGUCCUUAAAGGAGGAAAGAUUCAUGGGAAUAAGGAAGUGAGUAAACCGGACAGUAAUGAUAGAAAGAGAAAGAAAAUACCUCUCAUGUUUGAAUAUGCAGGCUUUUCCAAAUUUAAAAUCAGUCCAUUUUUGUAUGUACAGGUAUGUGUGUUACUACAGUUUACAUGAGUUGUUUAGAAGGUGUUCUGGAUCAGUGGGAAGUUCACUACCAGCUGGUUCUCUGCACUUUUGUCAUUUGUUUUGUCCAACAUCUGAUUCAUCUGAUCUCAUGAAAUGUCAUGACUCAGUCCUAUCGUGAGAAUGGGGUUUCUGCUGGGGUUUUUUUUCUUCAUUUUGAUCAUUUUAACGUGUCAGAACUGAAGAUCCGAGAUUUAAGUCAAGUGUUGAACUGUUUAAUUUCUCAAUUUACGAAUGACCUGUGUCAGACCUAUAGACUUGGCACAGGAUUAUGUGGCUGAUGCUUUGGCAUUCCUACACAACUGAGAUGUGCAUCUGUACAAUCUAGAAUAUAUAAUACCAGGGUUUGACAUCAAGGGUUGCCCUAUUUCCUUGGGCAAGAGACUUUAGCAGUCACGCAAGUUGAGCCUGCACUGAGGUUUCCCCAUUGGGCAGGUGAAUUUGUUUUGUUUGUUGAUGUUGUGUGAACAUAACCAAACUGCAAAUAAUUCCAGUAGCCUAAAACGGAUCUUUAUGGUUCCUCCCGAUUGUUUAAGUGAAAGACAGACAAUUUAUCGUAUUUAUAAUCAGGCAAGUUUAGCCAGCCUUGUAUUUUUUUGAAAAUACAAAAAAUUCCAGUACUGAUCUUUGAUUCCUCCCCUAUGUGUAGGGGAAAUGGCACUUCUGCAUGUAAAUAGCAAAUAAAAACAUUUGGGGCAAGUAAUAAGAAUCUUCGAACAAGUGCCUAGCAGAUAUAUGUAAAUCCCUGUAAUGCAGUACAAUACUCUACAAAUACAGUCUACAUCAGUUUCACUCCUGUUUCCAUGCACCUACCUAUGUAUGUGAUCACCAUAUUCUUCACUAAUAACCCACCUCGUUCAAGCAUGAAAAAGCACUCUAUUGCCUCUACUGACCAUUAUGAGCUGUUUGUGUUCCUUGUUUACGUUCCUGUUUGUUUGUGUUGCAUUGCUAAAAGCCUUCCAGUAUGUUCUGUUCAGGCACAGCUUUCCACUAGUUUAGCAUCAACAUUGUUAAGAGCAUGGUGUCCAGGUCAACAUAGACAUUCAAACGGUACACAGCUGCAUACCACCUUUUAUUUUAGCAGUUUAAGUUUUCACUGUUUUGUAUUCAUGUUGUUAAAGCGCUCAAUAAAUGAUCUUACUAUUUGUA